This is a messenger RNA of Paramuricea clavata, 756 nucleotides long. Lineage: Eukaryota; Metazoa; Cnidaria; Anthozoa; Malacalcyonacea; Plexauridae. The record is from the annotation of a GenBank genome assembly.
AUGGAAGUUGAAGUUAUUGAUGUGAAUAAACAAAAUCAUGAAACAGUAAGCUGUGUUGUUGACGGGGAUAUGAAAUGCAUCAAUGAACCUGAGGUAUGUGGCCACAUUUGUAACUGUACUUGCAGCUGUACUAACAGAGUUGUAAACGCGGAAUUGGAGGAUUUAAAGUUGGAAAUGACAAUCCUCGAACCUCGGUUGCUCAGUGUAACCUCUAAAAGUGAUAAUGAGUCUGAGAUAAAAUUACUCCGAGUAAAAUUGAAGGAUUUGGAAGCCGUAAUUCGACAUCAAGACGAAUUAAUUCAUGUACUUAACGAAGACAAUUCAUUAUUUAAGUCUAAAUUGUCAUCUAUUGUAAACUUCAUGCUCGAAUUAAGCCUAAUUAACAAGGAAAUUUCAUCUGCAGAUAAAACGACAGUUCAUUUGAAUAGGAAUAAUAUAAUCUUGACGGACAACAAUGAUCGUGGGUCAGCUAUUAGUGUAAUUAAUAAUCCAGCCGAAACAACACCUUGUAAUGGUGCACAAUUGGAGAACUUGAACAUAAACAAUGUAAGUCCAAUUAACAUUGAAAUCUCAUCUGCAGUUAAAACACCAACUAGGAUGAAUGAAAACAAUGCAACUUCAAUGUCCAUUGAAAUUCAAUCUUCCAAACAAACUCCCCGAGGCUAUCGUAUUAACACAAGCAAAAAGGAAAAAGCAUUAGUGCCGUGCCCAUUUCUGAAAAGGAAGGGUCAUUGCCAUGAAAGGAGCGAGAUGUGA